This is a messenger RNA of Trametes versicolor FP-101664 SS1, 2216 nucleotides long. RefSeq names its product phosphatidylinositol N-acetylglucosaminyltransferase. The transcript is spliced from 6 exons. Gene Ontology annotation, cellular component: glycosylphosphatidylinositol-N-acetylglucosaminyltransferase (GPI-GnT) complex; membrane. The coding region runs from base 96 to 1001 and encodes 301 amino acids. Lineage: Eukaryota; Fungi; Basidiomycota; Agaricomycetes; Polyporales; Polyporaceae. Gene Ontology annotation, biological process: GPI anchor biosynthetic process. The record is from RefSeq and is a predicted model, not a curated record.
GCACGUACAGCCGACCCUCGCUCGCGAUCUCUCGUUCGCGCACGCCCAGCACGACCGCUGGCCGGCUGUCUGGACCCUGCAGCGACGUCUCAUGAAUGUCAACGGAGGAGUGGGAGGCACAAUGGGAGCGCGUGCUCUGGAAGGAGAAGCCAUACCCUGACAACUAUGUUCCCCGCUCCUUCCUCUCCUCUUUGAGCAGGAACCCGAACUUCAGACCGUACACGUAUUGGCACCUCGUCAUCCUCUCAUGUCCAAUAAGCCAGCACCUCGCGAGCGUCUUCGUGUUCCUCGCGGUCUUCAUGAGACUCCAGGAGAGGCUACUCGACCCGCGUGCCCUCGUAUGGAUAUCUGUGGGCGUCUUCCUUGCAGGUUACAUGACAUGGGAGAUGCUGGAUUGUGCUAGAGCGGACAACGUGUCGCGGCAUACCAAUCGGGCGAAGACGCUGAAGGCUUCCAUCCUUGUCUUCCUGGCGCUUUUGUCUUUGUCACCGGUACUGAAGACGCUCACUGCCGCGACAUCCUCAGACUCCAUCUGGGCGCUGUCGGCUAGUCUAUUCGUGCUGAACGCCUUAUUGGCGGACUAUACAGCCUUGAGGCCACAGAGCCACCGCCGUGAGAGGUUGACCUCCGUGCUCUCCAUGAACGCCGCGAUAUCCUCCUCCGUCGUGCUCGCUUCGAGAUUAUCAGACGACAUCGCCGUCUUCGGUCUGAUUCUCUUCUCGGUGCAGACGUUUGCGCUCUUUCCAAUGCUCCGGCGUCGCAUCCAGGACACCGCACGUCCGCUACAGAUCAUCCUCACUGCCGCCCUUUCCGGGCUUUCUCUGCUCCUCACCUACCCGCUAUCGGUCACCGCAGCGUACCUCUACGCCUUCUGCUUCGUAUUCGUUACUUUCAUCGCUCCGGGCAUGUUGGUAUGGGCCCAGCGGUACAAGAACGAGAUCCGGGGCACCUGGGAUCCCGCAGUGCCUAAAGUCUAUCGGCGUUUAUCUGUGUCUCGCUGAAGUCGCGACCGCCGCCGAUCGUCCAAUUGCAGCGGUUACCGCUAUGUACCCCGCCCCCGUCGUGCUGGUAGAGUGGCGGUAUGACGCAUCAUGUCACGGCUGUCGAUUCAACGGCCGACGUCAGACCAUCCUCGGCUGGCCUAGGUGGCGACCCCGCGACACACUCCGAAGGCGCAUUGUUAUUCCCCCCGGGGGCGGCGAAGACCAAACUCAAACCGUCGGCUAGCCCUCGAACACAAGUGGCCCACCCUUCCCCCGCGAUCGAGCAGUGGGGGUGGGGGCCGCAUAUGUUCUCCCCCUGGUCCUGUGGCCCGCACACUGGCGCAGCACGCACGCCCGUCCGCUUCUGGAACGCACCCGCCCAGCCACCCGCUCCCACGCGCGCCAUAUCAAACGCUCCCUCUGCCCAGUGCCCAGGCCCCGGGACGCUCGCGGACGCGCGCGCGGACUCUCGAACCGCACCGUGACCGCGCACCCCCACCCCCAGCGGACUCUAUCGCGCGGGCACACGGGGAUCAUCGUGGCGGUCGCGCCGUCGCCCGUGGGGACGCGGACCCUCCGUCCCCUCGUUUCGCUCCUGCCCCCUCCUUCGCGUUCCCACACCCAUUUCGCAGUGCGCUUCGCGAGAUAGUGAUCCAUCUGCGCUCGCGGGGGCUGGGCCGCCGCGUAUGGCAGGUGGCGUGCCCCCCGCAGGAGGCGUCAUCGCGCGCGGCGAUGCCCGUCAGUGCUCGCAGUCGCAGGCAAUGGCUGUCCUGGGGUUCGCUGCGGGAUGCGAUCUGGGGGGUGCCUCGCGUUCGCGUUCUGCACCGGCGGAUGCCAGGGCCAGUGCCACCGCCCGCACCGAGGGAGCCUUUCGUGUGGCCGCGCCCAGUCGCAGCCGAGCCGCAGCUGAACCUUGCAGCGCGUUCUGCGUUCUGCGCGCGGCCUUCCCUGCCACGGUCCGUUCGGCGGCGGACGCCUAAUGGUGUAUUAUUGUUGCUCGGUGGGAAGCGGGCCUGCUGGGGUAACUUCUGCCUAUCUUCGGCGCGUGCCCCAGGGAGUCCGUCCCGCACUGCGGGGGGCGCCGCCGGGAAUGGUUAUAUGGGCUGCUGCUGGAAUAGCAGGAGUGGGUCGAGGGGAAGAGGGGGAAGAGAAGGGGAGGGGAGGAGAAACAGCAGUGGUAUAUAUUUACAGUAAAGCGACAGACACUAUAUUACAGCCAAUACUAUCCUACAU